Messenger RNA from Xylaria bambusicola, 912 nucleotides. Its product is annotated as Protoglobin-domain-containing protein. The record is from RefSeq and is a predicted model, not a curated record. Bases 1 to 912 code for a protein of 303 amino acids. The transcript has 6 exons. Gene Ontology annotation, molecular function: heme binding; oxygen binding. Lineage: Eukaryota; Fungi; Ascomycota; Sordariomycetes; Xylariales; Xylariaceae.
AUGCCUCCUCACCUACGUCCUAUGAAACACAUCGAUCGCAAAGAUCUGUAUACCAACCUAGAGACGAGAAUCCAAUACCUCCAUUCAUUCCUAGAUUUCAGUUCGCGGGAUAUCGAGGCGUUGAUAACGGGAUCUAAGUACAUCAAGGCAUUGAUACCUGCAUUGGUCAACAUUGUGUAUCAUAAGCUCCUGCAAUAUGAUAUUACGGCGAGAGCAUUUCAAACAAGAAGUACGAGCUAUGAAGGGCCCGUUGACGAGAAUUUGAGUGACGACAGUCCCAUCAUCCUUCACAGAAAGACCUUUUUGCGAGCAUACCUCAACAAGCUAUGCUCAGAUCCCUCUACCAUGGAGUUCUGGUAUUAUCUAGACAAGGUUGGAAUGAUGCAUGUGGGAAGAGGACGUGAACAUCCCCUUCACAUCGAAUAUGUGCAUAUUGGGGCAUGUCUAUCAUUCAUCCAAGACACACUCACAGAAGCGCUAUUGUCACACCCGCGCUUGCGAAUGGAAAGAAAAGUAGCCCUUGUCAAAGCAUUAGGCAAGGUAAUCUGGAUACAGAAUGACUUGUUUGCCAAGUGGUGUAAGUACAUCAUCAUGGUCACCCUUUUCCAUGAUUGGCUACGAUCCGAACAACGAAUCGAAGCCAAUACCCAUCUUGACGUACGAGACGGCGAUGAGUUCGCCGAUGAAGCCGAAGCACCAGAGAUCGAGAGGGAAGGAUACCUCUUCGGAAAGAGGAUGCUCGACGACCUGGAAGAGGAAGAUGAGGCCGGUGCCACGAGCGCCUGUCCUUUUUCGGGACUGGCGAAGGGCGUAAGCAAGGUAAGCAUCUCGAACGAGAAUGGCGAAGCAUCAACACUCCCCGAAGACGAUGAGAAAGCGUCCGAGAGUGUCUCUACCAAGGACGCCGCAUAG